Arabis nemorensis is the source of this 576-nucleotide messenger RNA. The record is from the annotation of a GenBank genome assembly. NCBI's taxonomy places the organism in Eukaryota, Viridiplantae, Streptophyta, Magnoliopsida, Brassicales, Brassicaceae.
AUGUUGAGAGGGUAUAAUUGUGAUUGGAAGAGAGAAGAAGCCAACAAGAAUCUUCUCCGAACUCACACAACAGCUGUCUCUUCUAGGAUGCUUUAUGCACUAGCACAGAAACCUUUUGCCCCCAAGAAGUAUUUUUCGAUUGAUCGUGUGUUCAGAAACGAGGCUGUUGAUCGGACCCAUCUGGCAGAGUUCCAUCAAAUGGAAGGUUUGAUAUGUGACCGGGGACUUACAUUGGGAGACCUGAUUGGUGUAUUAAAGGACUUCUUCUCACGCUUAGGUAUGUCAAAGCUGCGGUUCAAGCCAGCAUACAACCCUUACACAGAACCAAGCAUGGAGAUCUUCGGCUACCAUGAAAAAUUAGGCAAGUGGYUGGAAAUUGGAAACUCUGGAAUGUUCAGACCCGAAAUGCUUCUACCGAUGGGUCUCCCUGAGGAUGUACGAGUCAUAGCUUGGGGUCUUGGUCUUGAAAGACCAACAAUGAUAUUAUAUGGUAUCYACAGCAUCCGAGAUUUGUUUGGACACAAGGUGGAUCUCGGUCUCAUUAAACGGAAUCCGAUCUGCCGAAUUGGUAUCUGA